This is a messenger RNA of Macrobrachium nipponense, 12451 nucleotides long. RefSeq lists its product as uncharacterized. The transcript has 3 exons. The coding region runs from base 384 to 782 and encodes 132 amino acids. The record is from RefSeq and is a predicted model, not a curated record. Lineage: Eukaryota; Metazoa; Arthropoda; Malacostraca; Decapoda; Palaemonidae.
GAGAGGUGUGACAUCGUUAUGACGUCAUGGGUUUCAUAACCAAUUACGAAUGACUUGAGUCGAAAACUAAGUUUCACUAGCAUUUCAGCGGAGUAAUACAGUUACCUGUCUAGUGUCCACUGGUAUCCUUGUUUGACUGAAUACUCGAAUAAUGAAGCAAAAAACGGCAUUUUGUCUUCCUGUACCUAUGGCAGAGGUAGUGGCUGGCCCUUCUGGCAUUAAUUUUGACAGACCUUCGAUUUCCUACCGAUUGUUUGCAGUGCAAUGUGGUCGUCGGGUACCUGGCCACUUCCUACUUUAAGUUGCAUGUCAGGGAACCUUGCAACGGCUUCACGUUUUCCCUCAAAGCACCAGCACAUUUUUAUCAACCAACAGUUUAAGAAAUGAGCUGUGAAGAUCUUUUUGAUGCCGUGGAGAGACUUGAGAUACAAAAGUAUGCUGCAGGUGAAAAAGAAGGCAUUGUUGAUGGACAAUUAAAGUCAUGGCAGACAGGAUUUGAGUUUGGAUGGCAGCAAGCUUGUCAUAUUCAUCAGGAACUUGGUCGUAUUGAAGGACUUCUAUCAAGUCUGCUUUUAAACUGUGAGGCUAGCAUUACUCCUAGAAUACAGAAAAGGAUAUGUCAACUUUUGACAGAAAUAAGAGAGUGGCCGUCCUGGGAUCCAGCACAAGAAGAAAAAAUCGAAGCGAAGCUUUCGUCUGUUCAGACAAAAAGUCGGUUUAUACUACAACAAAUGAAAAUUUCUUCUGUUGUUAUUGAUAGGAGCAUUGAUGGUGAUUUUUGAGUUUCUUGAAGAUUUUGACAUUUGGAUCUUCCUAAUGGUCUAACAGGUUUGUCUAUACAGAAGUUCCUUAUUUUAAGUUGGCUUUGUAAUAGUAUGACCGUUGUUAUUGUUUAACAUAGAUUUCACAUUGAAUAAUUUUAUACAGAUGCUUGGUGGUAGUCAAGCUUGGGAAAAUAAAUAUCUUCAACAAAUGUAAUGCCCUGAUUUUUAAUUUUGUUGUGGCUUUAUUGCAAGUUUCAUUGGAAACACAAUACUAGUAGGGCCUUCUUGAUGAAUCAGAAAGGAUCUUUGAAAGUUUAAAGACUAUGUGGCAUAGUUCAUUUUAGUAUUAUAUUUAAAUUUAUAUCUUUUUGCAGAAAUUUGAUCAAAUACCCCAGUAAGUAGUGAAACCCUAAUAUAUUAGAGACAUCCUUUUUCACAGUGUAAUUAAGGGAAGGAUUUUUACUUUAUAACAAUACGUACUAGCAUGAAAAAUCAUGCUAGUACGUAUGCUCUAGUUGUGUGGAGUUCUUUUACAUUAGCAGAUUCAGUUACUGAAAUAGCAAAACAAAAGUGCAAAAAAAGUUUUGGUAAUUAGACUGCAGAUAAUCUGAACCCAUAGGAUAAUAAACCCAUUUGCUGGGUUAUGUUUUGUUUCUGUACAGUAUGUGGUACCUUUUUGUGACCACAGAAUGUCUUGUUGGGAGUACGAGCAGCAGUGGUUUUAGAUCAUCUGGACCUGUUGUUUUUAGUAUUUACAUUUGAAAAGAAUGUUAUAUGUGGAUCAAAUUUUUUUUAUAAAUUUCGUGAUACUGGAAAGUCCUUUAAUGUCAUUUUUAUACUCUCCAAUUGUUUGGUUAUUAUUCCAUAUGUUCUGUAGUUUGCUUUCCUUCCCUCAGUAUAUUUGUUUCAAAUAGUGUGCUAUCUCUGUGUGAAACUUUUUAUACUGAAAUAUUUGUUAGAUCAUAUGUGCCAAUCCAGUGUAUAUCGAGCGUACUGUUCCUGUUAUUUGCCUUAUUCCAAUUUCUUUUUGCUCCUAUUUUUUCCAUACAGAAAUACAAACCAUUGUCUUUUAUGUAGGAAAUGACCACUUAACUUUUUAACAAGGUAGCUGACUGGUGAUUACUGGGGUGAGUGGGGAGUACCCACUCCCUGCUAGGCUGUUAAACUAGGGUAUUUUUCUUUGUCAGAUUUAGCUUUUUUUAAAAUAAAAAAACAAGUACAAUAAGAAAUUCUGAAGAAAAUGGGUAUUUGUGAGGGUACGUCUUGUCCACUGUGGUCCGUGUUUCACUCUGGUAUUUCACAUUCCUCCCUAUGUAAGGGGUUCAUUGGUUAAUCUUUUUCAGUGAGACAAGUUUUAGUAAGAGGAAGGAGAGUACAUGAAACAUUUGCCAAUCUCCUCUGGAGGAUUACUCCCUCAGUUUUUCUUCUUGAAAUUUUUCAGGUCUUUUCGUCUGCCCUUAGCUAUUUCUCUCCCCUACUCUUUGGGUUUCCCUUCUCCCUCGGUCAAGGGCGGUCUGCCUACCAGACACUUUUCCUUGGACCUUAAGUUUGUUACCUAGGCUGAGCUCUUCCCCAGCAGGACCUCCACAUGUGUAUGCCACUUGCCCUUGACUAAAUAUGUUACAGAUAUUUUGCUGUUUUAAUAGAAAAGUAUAUGUAUACUGAGAGUAAAGUACUAUGUAUAUGUAUAUAUAUGAGAGAGAGAGAGAGAGAGAGAGAGAGAGAGAGAGAGAGAGAGAGAGAGAGAGAGAGAGAGAGAGAGAGAGAGAGAGAGAGAGCUAACCACAAUACGACGUAAACCAAGAACUUACAGUGGUAAAUCAUUUUUGUAUCACAAAUGUAUUUGUAUGUAAUCAUGAAAAUAUUAAUAAUGCAACAAUCUUAGGUUUCUUUUAGGAGGUACAUGUGUCCCGUCGUUCUCAACUACCCACAUAUUUUAGAUGUGUUCUAUACAAUAGUAAAGUCCUAAAAUAUGUACCUGUACAGUAAAAAUAACUUCAAAAUCAUCUUGCUACACCAAAAAUAUCAGUAUGCAUAAAAUGUAGGCACAGAACUGUGUGCAAAGUUCUGUAGGCCAAAGAAAACUUGUGUCUGAAUGGUAGGGGAUGCUUAAGAAUAACAGUUGUCAGCUGGUACAUAAUUUUGCAACGACUUUGAAAUUAUAUCAGGGUUUUCUGGGCUGGUAUUUUGAGGUGUAAUUUUGUUUGAAUGGACAAGGUUAGCGAUGAACUAUUAAAAGUGGCAGUUACAGGCGUUUUAUGGGUGUAUAAAGCCUACUUAUACUGUAGUGGACAAAUCCAACCAGGAUACAGUCUUAAAGAUGGUAGAAGCAGCAGCCUUCAUAGACGAGGCCUCUUGUGAAGAAAAAUGGACACCUUCAGACCUAACCUGAUCCAGGGUCAAACCAGGCAUACGACGGAUCACGUCCAAAUUAAGGUGGCAGGACAUCAGCUGAACCACAUUGGUGGAAUAAUACUUCCUAUGCUGCACGAGAGGAGGAGGAAGGAACUUCGAGGAUCUAUUGGCGCACAGAGAGCCAUCUCGGUCCAAAACCAUGCAAGAUAAGACUGAGCAUGCCUUGACAGGGGAAGCUCAAACAAGGCCUUAGUAUCUUGCCUUGGACCUAGCAAAGCCUCUAUACCCAUAGGGGUCAUAGAAGACUGAGUCUACAUUCCACACCCCAAGAUUAUUGAACUCGCGAAUGAGAUUAAUAAUCUCUGAAAGGAGAAGACAAACUCUUGGCUCUCUCCCUCCUCUGGUUCUGGCAAAGGAGUCCGACGACAUGAAGAAAAGGGCUUGGAAGGAUCCUCAUCCUUCCCUAACGGCAAUGGAGAGGCUUCCCUAGGAGGCAUCAUGCCUCCUGCUGGAUAGAGUGGAGUCCCUAACUACUGAAGAUCCUGAAACAGAGGGCUCUAGAACACAGUCAAGCGAAGAAACUUGUACACAGUCUCGAGCCAAACUGUACGUGCUCAUCUGACAAACGGCAUACAUGGACAUGCGGUGAGUCAAGUAUACACGGCCUUGUGACAACACACGAGCACAGUCUCAAGACAGAGAGUGACACUGAAGCGAACAUCCUGAAGGAGACUGAUCCCUUAGGUCCCGGUCUUUGGAAGGCGAACAAGAAACACGUCCAUGGACCCUAUUCACCUCUCGUUCUCGACCAUCAGCCACAACUUUUUGCGGAGCCUUAUCAUCUUUACGACGGACUGGAACAGGUACAGGAGAUGGAGAAGGUUGAAAUGGAAGGGCAACACUUCCACGGUCAUGUACAUGUACGAGUAAGGGAGAGACGUCCAUGUUGAGGAGUCGGCGAAGCACUCUCUCACUCGCAGAAACCUGUGAACUGACAAAGUUCUUCCAGAAGGCGAUGGUAGGGCCUAGGCCCCAAAAUCAUGUGCUUUUGCAUACACUGUAUCAGCAUCUGAAUGUGAAGUAGGGGUGUAAACUUGUAAUCACUUCAAGUAACCAAAAGGAUAUAGUAUUUUGGAGACAGUGCCCUGUCACCCUUUCUUGGAACUCCUGAACUGCCAGGAAGGCUGCCUUCAGCUCCAGGAUGUUGAUAUGAAGCUGUUUCUCUUGGAGACCCCACAGUCCUGAUAUUAGAGACCUUCCAAGUGCACUCCCCAACAUUCAUACAAGGCAUCCAAGGACAGAAGGAUUUUUGGAUGGGGAAAUUGAAGGGGCACUGAUAUGGUCAGUUUCUUAUCUUCUAGCCACCAUACUAAGUCUUGUCUCACCCAUUUCGGAAGGGGAACCAGAAGCAUGGGGGGAAUCCCUUGAACGGGACCAAAAUUCCUUUAGUCUCCAUUGAAGAGAGUGAAGGUGAAUACAACUGAGAGGAGCCAGCUUUUUCUAUGGAAGGCAAGUAACCUAGUAUGACCUGCCACUGAUAAGCUGAAAGUUUCUGUUUGGACAGGAAGGACUGGGCUAUGUUCCUAAACUUGAUUAGUCGCUGAUCUGAUGGAAACUCCUUCGCCGCUGUCAUGUCUAUGAUCAUGCCAAGGUAAAGAAUCCUCUUGCUGGGCGAAAGAUUCAACUUCUCCAGAUUUAUCACGAUGCCUAACCUGCAACAAAAUUGGAGUAUACAAUCUCUCCUGGAUCAGCUUGACCAGUGAACUUGUGAGGCUUACAGGCAGUCACUGGUUAAUGAUGGGGUUGCGUUCCCCGCCGAGUGCGUCAUUGAUUGAUGAAGUUACAGUUUAUGAUAUUUGGUUAACAAUGUCAUUAGCCAGAUUUUUGGAUUUGGUAGGCGGUUUAUCAGCAAUGGUAGGCGGCUUAUCGGUGUCAGUAAGCGAUUUUUGGUGCUAGUCAGCAAUUUAUGCACUAAUAAAUGGUUAAUCGACGCCGAUCAGUGCUUACGGUGUCAUAAACGCCAUUUAUUACUAUAUUGUUCUGGUUAUUGACAACUUUCUCUUAUAGGCACUUGGCUGGGAACAGAACCACCAGACACUGCUUGUAAUUAAUGGUGUUUACGACGCCAUAAGCACCGAUAAACUGCUUGCUUGCACCAAAAAUUGCUUAUCGAUGCUGAUAAACCACCUACCAACACUGAUAAAUCUCUUACCGGUAGCGAAAAUCUAGUUAACAAAGCGUCGCAAACCGAUGCCGCUGAUAAGUGGGCACUCCUUGUAGCCAGUCGUCAAGGUAUCUCAAGAUGCGAAUCCCAUGAGAAUGAGCCCAAGUUGAGACUAUGGUGAACACACACUUGUAACGCCUGUAGGGCUGAAGCAAAGAAGCUUCCUGGAUGAUUGGAAUCGAAGUACUAUUCAUCCUUCAGGUCUAUAGUCAGCAUGAAGUUGUCCUUCCUGACAGCUGCAAGGAUUGUGCAUGGGGUGUCUAUCUUGAAUCGUGUCUUGAGAGUUAACAGGUCUAUUACAGGUCUUCAAUUGCCCGUUACCUUGGGAACCAGAAAGGUGACUGUAGAAGCCUGAAGAAGGGUUUUGAAAUACUGGAACAUAGUGAAUUACCCCUCCAGAGAUUAGAGAAUUCACUUGGCUAAGAAUGAAAUCAGCAUGCUUAGAGCAUGGUAAUCCCAAGGAAGACUUAGCCUCUUUCUUAGGUCCUACAAGAGCUUCAACGCCUUAUGUGUGAUCUGAUGAGGUAGUUACAGUUCCUUCAACUAGACCUUUACACCCACGAAUAAGUUCAACGACCUCAGCUUAGGUAGUCGUAAACUUUUGAUGAUCUACAUCUUCAACCUCAGAGCCACUGAAGUGUAGGCUUGUUCAGGUCCCAGAACCUUCUUGGUGGCCUUUAGAUAAUAGAAUUGGGAGUAGUCUUGUCUUGAAUUUGAUCCUGCCCAUUACAACUAUGUGUAGAAUGGUUAUGGCCAAGAGAUCAAGAGUGGACAAUCAUGGUUUUUUGAGCUGCUGUGACAUGAAGAACGGCCACGGCUGUGUGAGCAAGAGCACCACUCACUAUCCCUCCCAGAAGAACAUGAAGGAAAAAGAGGGAAGAAGGUCUCUCUGUCCUGAGAAAGUUGCUUCACAAUCUACUUAUUAACUGGAGCAUUAACAUCCUUCUUACGGACCUGGACAAUCUAUUACUAUUCCAUAUACUGAGAAGGCUGAGGAUCUGGUUCUAAAGCAGGAGAGACAUGGACGUGUACUACACUGACGAAGGAACAGAAACAACACAGACAUGCAUGGAUGACUGAGCAUUGGAAGGAGGUAAAGAGCAAUGGGCCAAAGACUGCCUGCAAAACUUCUUCCUAGGAGAUACAAUGAAAUCACUCUUACCCUAACGCCUGACAGGGAUCAGUGAAAUGGAAGACAAAGACGAGGUUGAAGAAGGUGAUAUUGGAAGCUCAACACGGCCGUACUUCUUGAGAAACACACCUUCAACUCUGUCAAAGAGAGCUUGGAGGCGAGAGUCAGAGGGAGCAGACAGGAGACUAAGAUGUCGACAGACCCUGCAUGGAAGGAGAUAGCACAGAGAUAGGUAUUAGAAGAGUUGUUGGCAGAUGGGAUAAUGUCACUGAGCCAAAUAGCAUUGAAACAUUGCCAGGGAGAGCCAUUGUAAAUCAGGAUGAUGUCACAGUGAGGCUAAAGGCCAGAAAGGGUUGGUACCCCUGAUAGGAACUUGCAAUUCCCAAAACUCAAGACAUUUCUGAGCAUCUCUUUUUUGAAAAAGCUGUACUAGAGGGAGCUGCUUUUUCCCACCCAAAACAAAAUGGCAGCAACAUUACAAAUAUGACCACCUGAAUCCCCCUCGAAUCUUCGAAGGAUGAAACCAAAAUGAGGAGAGGAAGAUUAAUCUCUGUGAUAAGCAGCAGCGAAAGAAGACUUUGGUAAGGAUGAGGCUGAACAAGGAGGAAUAGGACACCAGCCAUCAAAGGAGACAAGAAGCCUUCCCAAGAUAGUGCCAUUGAUUUCCUCUUAAACUGCCUCUUAUUAGCAAAUCUUUUCCACUGCUCAGGAGACCAAAGACAACACACACAUUGCAAACAUUAGAUCUGCACCUACUACAAGUGCUGUGAGUGUCAGUUAACAAAGAAGACAAGUAACUGGAGCAGGGGUUACUAUCAUCGUCUCCAGGACAUCGUCUCUUGACGCCUAGGAGGCUUACCUGAAAAAUGGGCUUGCAUUUGGGAAAUGCAAAUAUAACACAGAUAAAAAAGCACAAUAUACACACAAGAAAAAAAAUAAAACAGAAUGCCGUAGGCAUAAGUGGGCAAAAAGUGCAAAACAACUGGCUUCUUGUGAAAGAUGGUUACAGAGAAACAGAACUGAAGAAGUGUAGCUGGGGUAAAUCAGGUCGCAUAGCUUCCUCCUCUAUUGGCUGAUGCCUGUUGCCACCAAUUCCUUGUUAUUUUUAACCGGGUUCCAGCUGGCACCAAAGAAUUUAUCCUUAUGUUAAGACCAAGGUUUGUUCCGUAUAUGAGCAGAGUUUAAAGCAACUAUCAACAGCCAAGUUAUGAAACAGAUCUAAAUCAUUAUUCGCUGCUCUCUACAGUCCAUCCACCCACAGAGGCCAUGUGACUGAGAGGGUUACUCUGGUGUGGGGAUGAGUUGGCAAAAAAUGAAAAAAUGAAAUUACUGCUGCAAUGAUAAUAAAACUUCAGAAAGUCAUCUUUCAGAGAUUAAGCAUUUAAUACAAGAAGAUAUUGGCUGAGGAUGAAGUCUUGUGAAAGCAUUUAAUACAAGAAGAUAUUGACUGAGGAUGAAGUCUUGUGAAACCAGCAACCUACGUAAAUCCUAGGAACAGUGCUGUUAAUCUGUGGGCAGACAAAAAAAAGCAGCAGCUACCUGCCUCUGGAAGACUUUUGGAACCAUAUGCAAAUGUGACAGCCUACAGGUAGUGGUGAAUCUCCAUUCUUCUAUCAAGUUUGGAGUGUCUUAAGAUUUUGGCGGGCAGAAGCACAGACCAUAAUGUAAAUGUAAUGGGUUUGUGGAGAAACUAAUAUAAAAAAUGCCAACACAAAACUUUUCACUUCAGGCUGGUGCAUUCAUCAUACAUUACAUAAAGUGUUUAUACUGCCCAGACCAUAGUCAUCCUGAACAUUGCACUCUUGUAUUGAGUAAUCUUUUUUUUAAUAUACAGUACAUUAAAAGAAAUGUACAGCAUAAAAAACAUACUUUUAAAUUUUGCUAAGCAUAAAAAUAUCACAAAUUACGGUGCUCCCAUUUUUCGUUAUAAAAAUUAUUGCAAUCAUCAAGACUUUUAUGCAUAUAAAAAAAGUUAUGAUGGUAUAAAUAUUAUGAAGCUUACAGAACAUGGCAAGUCUAAAAUAUAUAAAAUUCCAAUGAACCAACUAAGAAACAAUCCAUGUAAAUGAUUAAAGUACUACCAGUAAAUACAAGAAACUCAUGAUUGUAAAAAAAUAUAUAUCUAAAGUUACCUAAUGGUAAAUUUAGAUGAAAUGUAAUUUUAACAAAAGUGCAGACAAAAUUUUAACAAUAUCAAAGAGACUUACCACCAUAGCAAAAUUUCAUCAAGCAAUAUGAUAUAAUCUUGUAAAAUUACCCUUAUGCAAUUAUUGUACCUAGAAGGAAAACUUCAUGAAAUGAAAACCAAAACAUAAUAUAGUAUCAUUAUAUUUCUGCUAUUGAGAUCUUUGCACAGUUUGCUAAAUCUGGUGCUUGCAGCAGAGUACAAUAUAAAAAGGCACUUGCUUGCACUCUGACUGCUGAUGAUAAUUUCAAGGCGGUGAUCACGCUGGCAACCUGGUACUGUACUAUGCUACUUACUCCUACAUUUACAGUUUUUCACUCGUUCUGUCAAUGACUGGAAGAAGGUAUCAGAUAAUUUGAAUAAUUAAAUAUUUUAACAAUAUGAUGUACACUUGUCUACUAUUUAGUAACAAGAGUACACGUUUAUAGGUACAGACUUGGUCCAUAAAUUUCACAGAUCUGGAAUAAAAAAAAUUACACAAACCAAAAUGGGAAGGAAGGAGCACUGAAAAGCUUUAUGAGAGUAAUAAUGGUAUACUGCAAUGGAAAAUAUUUAAAAGUUUAAUUCUUUAAGAAAUUGUAUCAAAGGUGUGCCUCUGAAGCACUAGUAUUUCAGUUUAAAUAAGACUGAGUAAAGUACGUAUCCUAUCAAUUUUAUGUGAGUCAGCUAUUUUUUCUUGUCAUAAUGCUCAACAGUACUUGGGUUUAAGAAACAACAUAGAAGUUUCCCAGGGGCAUAUGUUUUAAUGUGGAGUUCACCGUCACACCCCACAAAGCUUAACAUUAUCAUAAUUACAUAAUAAAAUUCUUUGGAAUUAUUAUUUACAUUAUAUACAACACUCACUGAUACAACACAAAAUCUUUACAACAAUAAAAGUAAAUUAGCUUUGAUUUUGCAGAGAUGAAAGCAUUAACCUCUACACCUUGGUGCUAAUAUCACUGUGGAACCCUUGCCUGCCUCUGCUAAAACACACACACAUUAUUACUUCUAUUAUUAUUAAGGAUCAAGUGGCGAGGGUGACAACUGUGAACAUGCUAGCAUCAUUAUGUCCUUUUUCUCCUUAGGAAAACGGAGUUCACGACCAGCUAAACGAGCAGCUUCUAAUUCACGCUCACUUUGGCUAAGUUCUCGAGCAAUCACACCAGGAUUCUCCUGUUCACGAGCAAUCCAAUCAAGGGCCAUCUGAGAGCGCAUAUCAUCAUCAAGUGCACGGUGGGAGUAAUGAGCCACUACCUCCUGUCUGGAGCACUGCCUCUCUCGCAUGGCCUUCAAGGAACCGUUCCAGUGCAAGAGCUGGAAAACUGUCAUUAGUUCUUGAAAUUCGAGCAUUGUACGUCCUUUGUUGGUUUCCAACAUGAAUCGAAAAGCUCCAAUUCCAGUACUUGGAUUGUCAGCUUCAUCUGGGUCCCCUUGGGGGGGAAGAGACAAGUCGGCUACAUGCUGUCAAAGAAAAAUACUACGUCAAGUUCUUCAUUACUUGUGAAAGAUUACAUCUAAACAAAGGUUUUCUAUUAUGUGCAUACAUUCUUAUGGAACAAGCCAAAACACUAGUGACAUGAAAAGUUGCCACAGCUUAGAAUGCUCUCAUGUAAACGAGAGCAAAGUGAUUAACUUGGAUAUAAUAGUAGUUUCAGAUUUUACACACGGUAUAUACAUGCAACUCAAUAGGUCAUCAUAUAGUAUGUAGGGUAUUCAUUUCACUAGGUAGUUCCUGGGAAAAUUAAGUUAAUAGGAAUGGUAUUAACUCUUUCUUACAAUAUGACAAAAUUUGUUUGCAUCACAUGGCUGGCUCGGAGAACCUUUUUAAAUACUGCAGUACAUUCUCUAGUAACCUUUGGGUAAUCCAUAACUCCGUCAGUGCAUUACACUACACUGAUGUAAAAUGUUAAAUAACAAAACAUGCAUCCUCCUGGAAGACCAAAGCUACCCUGCAAGUAAGUUUGAGUGCUCUUGACAAUUUCUAGCGACCUUUUAGCCAAGCUAAUACAUCCACUUCCAUUCAACUCACCGAAUUGUUGUUUCAAGCAACUGUAUUUACCUAUUUCCUCAUAACACUAAUCAGUAUAUUAUUUCUGUGCCGCCAUCUACAUAUGCCAUUUUUUACCUAAAUGUCUCCACACAAUUUGUGAAAAGAUCCUGUGUCCUUUCAAUCUAAGUUCCUAAGCCUGUUUUAACAGAAACUAAAUUUAUGUUUCACUAAAGUUACUUAUGUAAUGUAAUUUUUGAUAAUUACCAUCUUCAACAUCUAUAGUGAUGAAAAAAAUGACAAAUUUUCAGUCAAUUUGUAUUUUUCAUAGCUAACAAACCUGAGGUCUUAACAGUAGGAUAAAUCUUCUAGCGCCAGUUGGAAAUGGGUUAAAAAUAAAGAUUGUAAAUGCAAGGAAUCUGUGGCAUCUGGCAUCCUGAUGCGCAGCUGAGGUGUUUUACCCAAGCCUGUAGUUUGUUACAUAUUUAUACCAGCCCAGGACACCCAUGAGUGUCACCGUUUUUAGACGGCCUUCCAGGAUUCCUGGGUUCACGUUCCUUUUCCUCUGCUUCGCAUUGGCUGUUGUGUGUAAUGCUGGUCUGUCUCUCACAAGGGAUCAUUGCCCCUGCAGGGAGAGAGGGCCAGCUACAUUUUGGUCUUUAGCAUUUUGUCCUACCCACAUAUGAAAAUUACAUUUUAAGUGGUAUAUAUUUUUACGAUGAUUAGAGGUGAAAUAUCAACAGUGAUAAAAUAUUCCUGUGCACUAUUAUAAUAUGCAUGAUAAACAUAUUUAGUCAACUAAACUUGUAAUCAAAUACAGUACUGCUCAGGCAAAGCAGAAAAUGUCGCAACACGAACCUAUUUAUGCAUGCCCUCACGUGAUGACAUCAUGAACUUUCUGGUGUUAGUUUAGUUUCAUGUUUUUGUUUCUGGUACAAUAAUUCAUAUUAACAGAUAUAUAUAGUACAGGUAUGCUAUUUACGAUGGGGUUAGGUUCCAGAAAACCCAUCGUUUGUUGGAAAAAUCGUAUCUCAAAUGUAGCCUAGCCUACACUAGGGUAAUCAGUACCAUCUUAACUAUAGGGUAGCCUAGCCUACACUACACAGUAUAUUUUAUACAUAUACGGCAUAGUACUCAUUAAUUUUCAGCUAAUUCUCUAGGUUCAAUGCAUAUUGGCUUAUGAUAAUUCAGUACAGAGAGAUAUUGAAUAACAUUAACAAGUUAGCCUGGCGUAUAUGAUGAUGAUACCAUGGUAUAGUAUCGUAUACAUAAGAAUACAGUGGCCUAGCCUACAGUAUAUACUCUAUACUACAUAUACAGUAUAGUAAUUUAUUAAUAUAAGCCAAUUCUGGAGGUUCAUUGCAUUCUGACUAUGAUAUAUCGGUAGAAAAUAAACAAAAUUGGACACAAAACAAGAAUCGGAUUCGGACAGACAUCGGCAUAAUUGAGCGAUGUCAAGACUGCUGAUGGCUCCUAUAUGAAAUAAAAAAAAUGAAUAUGCAUGUUUUCCAUUUAUCUUUUAAAAAGUUAUACAUUACUGUAUCAAAUAUUAUUUUAUGUAUUCUCAUAUUAUUGUAUCAAAAAAUACUAACAAAGUGGUCAUUCAUAUGUUUUAGUUUGGAAAUCAGCUGAUGGCAAAUACAAGUUUAUUUCGAGGAUAAUUGUCUUGCUUUUAGUUAGCGUAAAGAAAUAUCUACAUACUUUACUUAUAUGAGACAAGGUAAUUUUUCGUCAUACAGCGUUUUCAAGUCGAAAUAUGAAUUGAAUACGUCUUGUUGUGAACUACAUUAUUUUUCUGUUAACAGAUUGAGUUGUGUGCAUGUUU